Messenger RNA from Sycon ciliatum, 1275 nucleotides. Its product is annotated as adenylate kinase-like. Gene Ontology annotation, cellular component: mitochondrion; cytoplasm. The record is from RefSeq and is a predicted model, not a curated record. Gene Ontology annotation, molecular function: ATP binding; AMP kinase activity. The transcript has a single exon. The coding region runs from base 114 to 893 and encodes 259 amino acids. Gene Ontology annotation, biological process: nucleobase-containing compound metabolic process. Lineage: Eukaryota; Metazoa; Porifera; Calcarea; Leucosolenida; Sycettidae.
CUACAAAUUUAGCAGCUAGCUACUUGUUCUCGUUCUUCUUGUCACCAAAAAAACGGGCUACGUUUGUGAUAGUUUGAAGAUUGCGAAGAGAAGUGCUUGGCAGCUUGACAAUCAUGGCACCGGCGGCCAGUACUCAAGAGUCCCCUCCGCCCCCAAACCAGCGGCGGUUGGACCAUAGUUUUUUUCACCUGUCCUGCUUUUUCGCUGGACACUACAAUGGCAGGGGUGUGAAUGCUGUGCUGAUGGGGCCCCCAGGAUCUGGGAAAGGAACGCAGGCACCGAAGCUGGCGGAGAAGUUCUGUGCAUGCCAUUUGUCGACUGGAGAUCUUCUUCGUGCCGUGGCGUCUGAACCGUCAGACCUCGGCCGUCGGGUGAAGAAAACAAUGGACGAUGGUAAGCUUGUGAGUGACAGCUUGAUGGUGGAUAUUAUAGAUCAUGCCCUGGAUCAGCCGGAAUGUGCUCAAGGCUAUAUUCUAGACGGGUUUCCGCGGACCCUGCCGCAAGCAGAGGCACUAGAAACAAUGACGUACAAGAAGGGAAGGCCAAUCGACACAGUUGUGGAAAUGGCAGUCGAUGAAGACUUGCUCAUGGAGAGAAUCACCGGGCGUCUGAUCCACAAGCCGAGUGGCCGAUCGUAUCACGUCAAGUUUAACCCUCCGAAAAUACCGAACACUGACGACGUGACUGGUGAACCAUUGAUACAACGAAGUGACGACAACGCCGCAACACUGGCCACGCGUUUGGACGCGUAUCGGAAAAUGACGGCACCACUGUCCGCGUUUUACCGGCAGCGUGGCAUCCUGAGGAAGGUGAAUGCAUCUGUGCACCGCGACCAGGUCUUCAAGGGAAUAGCGGAUGCUUUCCAGAUGGGCCUGGACCGCCGAAUGGCGUAGAAACUGUACGUUGUGUGUACACUAGCUUACUGUCAUCUUACCGUUACAAGUAGUCCGAUAUAGUUCACAGCAUUUGUCGAAAUAAUCAUGAUGUCAUACUAUUAUGCAGAAUCCUGAUUGAGAAAUGCAUGGGUGCACUCCUUCUUGUACGCUUCCACAUGUACUAGUACUGGCUUUGGUAAGGGUUCAGUGUGUCCUGUAUAAUUCCCGACCCUUUCUGGCUGCUAUGUGUACUAGUGUAAUCAUACUGAGUAGCAACCAGGCACCACAUGGUGUCCUAUUAUUAUGCUGGUGUGCUGCCUGGCGCCCGCACUGUUAUUAUAUUUUAUUUUUAAUUAAACAUUUUCACUUUGUUGAUGGUACUGAUGGUACUGAUCAUGGA